Mytilus trossulus (common blue mussel) is the source of this 2001-nucleotide messenger RNA. RefSeq names its product protein-cysteine N-palmitoyltransferase HHAT-like. The transcript is spliced from 11 exons. NCBI's taxonomy places the organism in Eukaryota, Metazoa, Mollusca, Bivalvia, Mytilida, Mytilidae. Gene Ontology annotation, cellular component: endoplasmic reticulum. Gene Ontology annotation, molecular function: palmitoyltransferase activity. The coding region runs from base 185 to 1828 and encodes 547 amino acids. The record is from RefSeq and is a predicted model, not a curated record. Gene Ontology annotation, biological process: protein palmitoylation.
CCACUUCUUCUCUUCCUCACCCCCUUUCCCUCCUGAUCACCACCACCUUCUCUUCCUUCUUCCUCAUCAUCAUCAUUUUAAUGAUGGAUAAUUCCAAUAUCAUCAAGUGUUGAUCACGACUACAGUGACACGUAAUCUUCAAAGGAGGUAUAUCAACACGCAUCAUUGAUGAAAAUUAAAUAAAAUGGAGUGUAAGAAAAAGACUAAUACUAAAAAGCCUUGGAUGAUAUUACCAGCUUGUGAGACAUACUUCUACAUAAGUGUACAUAUAUCUGUGGUGGCAUACAUUACAUACUGUGUGUAUAUAGCAUCAAACAAGUAUGGUGCAUUUUUCGGUGGGAUUGACUUUCAAUCUGGAUGGGCUUUCAUUAAGAGAGGCAAGGAUAAUUCUGAUUUUGAGUGGUAUUUUUUCUACAACCUAUUUUGGAGUAUCUAUCCGUCAUUCUUUGCUUACAUAGCCCUGGACUGGAUAGCAUCACGUCAUUUGUCGUUUAUUUACAGAAAAAUGGUGUGUCUUUCGUUUUCUUUGAUACUAUUGAUAUACCUGCUAGGAUGGAAGACAAUGCUAUUACAAGUUGUACAUUGUACUGUAAUGUAUCUAGUCUGUUUACUCCAGUCUAAGUCUUUGGUGUGGAUACUGUCCAUCGCUCUCAUCUCAACGUUAAAUAUACCAACUUGUGUUACAUGGAUGAAUUCAUUGACCCCUGAGGACUCAAGAAGGAACUCAUACUACGCCUUAAUGGCUACAUUAUCGCUUACACAUCUACGUUAUACAAGUUUUUGUCUGGAGCGAGUGGAGUUUUCUUCCUCAAUUAAACAAUAUGUAGUUUGCAAAGCUCCUCUACAGCAAAGCGCUAAAACAAAACAAAACGAAAGUGCCUGUCCUACAAGAAAAACUGACGAAGAAAUGAAACAAAAAGAGGAGGUUCACUUUUCUUUGUUGGAUGCAUUUAGUUAUUGUUUUUACUAUCCUUUGUUUUUCACUGGACCAAUUAUUACCUAUGAUGAUUUUUCAAAACAGAUGAACGAAUCCGAAAAGAAAACUUUAAAAGCAUCGGAACUGAAAUCUAUAGCAUUCCGAGCAAUAAGGGUGAUAUUCUGGACAUUUUUCAUUGAAUUCAUUCUUCAUUUCUUAUAUGUCAAUGCAUUUCAACAUAAUGUGUCUACUCUAGAAAACAUUGACCAAUGGACUUUAUGGGGAAUUGGAUAUUGUCAAAGCCAUUUCUUUAUGAUAAAAUACUGGGUGUUAUUUGGUCUGCCAUCUGUAGUGGCCAGGAUUUGCGGUAUUGUUCCACCAGAAGGACCUAAUUAUGUAGGGCAUAUUUACAAAUACUCUGAUAUGUGGAAGUGCUUUGACAGAGGAAUGUACAAUUUUAUCAAAAGAUAUAUUUAUGUACCUCUUGGAGGCUCAAAAGGAAAUACUUUACAAAGACUAGUGUGUUCAGCAUCCUGUUUUAUAUUUGUAUUCAUUUGGCACGGCACAGAGUACUACAUAUUUAUUUGGACAUUACUUAACUUUAUUGGUAUCUCACUCGAAGUGUUUGGUAAUUGGGUCAAUAAACACACUGCUGUGUUUCACUUUAAAACGUCAAUGCCCGCUGUCUACAGAAGAAUACAGUGCUUUGUUGCAGCGCCGAUAGCUAUCAUGUCAAUCUUAUCUACUUUCUGUUUUGUUGGAGGGAGCAGUAUAGGAAACAUUUAUUAUCAGACAAUUAUUGUAAAAGGUUCGAUGAAGUCGUUGUUAACAAACUUGUUUAUCAUGUACUGUUGUGUUAAUUCAAGUAUGGAAAUCGACAAGUGGUUAGAGAGGAAGCAGAAAAAAGACUAGAAAUAGUUUUCUUAACAAUAGUAUACAGUCGUAGAAAAAUCUGUAAGAACAGGUUCAGUCCAAAAGUGUAUUAUUCGAUGGGUGCCUACAUUUAAAGUACAUUUCGAUAAAAUAAUGUUCAUCAAUUUUGUACAUCAUCUCUUGCAUUAAUAAAUGAUAUCCAAAUUAUUGUC